Molecule: messenger RNA, 1710 nt
Organism: Micromonas pusilla CCMP1545
Lineage: Eukaryota; Viridiplantae; Chlorophyta; Mamiellophyceae; Mamiellales; Mamiellaceae
Gene: SBP2
Product: secis-binding protein 2
Exons: 1
Coding region: 1-1710 (569 amino acids)
Biological process (GO): selenocysteine incorporation
Cellular component (GO): ribonucleoprotein complex
Molecular function (GO): ribonucleoprotein complex binding; mRNA 3'-UTR binding; selenocysteine insertion sequence binding
Source: RefSeq, a predicted model, not a curated record
AUGAGCAGCGGGAUGGUGUUACGGCGCGGUAAGGAGCGCGAGGACGGGAAGAAGAGGAGACGGCUGACGAAGCUGAAGAAGAUCGUGUUGGAGGCGCGCAAGGCGAGGGCGGCGACGAGCUCGAGGGCGUCCGACGGGGAGAAGAUCGAGGUCACCGUGGAGAUGGGCCGCGUGUACGUGAACAUCAUCGUCGCGCCGCCGCCUGCGGCUUCUUCUACCGACGGCGGCGACGGCGAGGAAGACCAGCGGCGCGACGACGGCGACGACGACGCCGGCGGCGGCGUUCGUGUGGACUUGAUUUACAUCGAGGACGACGACGAGGAAGAGGAGGACGAAGACGCUGACGCCGCGCGCGAGGACGACGAGGCCGUCGUCGACGCCGACGCCGACGCCGACGGCGGGGAGCAGCGCGCGAAGAAGGACGAGGAGGCUUCAUCGGUGGUCGUCGAGACGGAGGAGCCGGUCGUCGAGAAGGACGUCUUCGAUACGGGAACGCAGACGGACGCCGCGAGCAGGGGAGGACUCGCGGCGUCGAGCGGCGACGGCGGCGGCGGCGACGGCGGCGAAUCUGGAGUCGAGGUCGAGGGUCCGCACGACUCCGUGAACUCCGCGGCGUCGUCGGAGACGUCGAUGGAGAUGGAGGAGUCGUCGUCGUCGAAGACGGAGACGGAGACAGAGACGGACGACGCGACGAAGAAGCCGGCUGGCCUCGCCGCGUCGGCGCCCGCGUGGGGCGGCCGCGCGUUCAAAGACGUCCUCCAAGGGUGCGAGGAGGAGGAAAAGGCGAUCGCCGGGGAGGCGAAGAAGAAAAAACGCGCGAAACGACCGGAAGGCUCCGCGCCCGGGAUGCAGCGUCACUGCGAGCUGUGCGACGUCAAGUGCAGCGGCGACGACGCGUGGGAGAAUCACAUCGUGAGCAAAGGCCACGCGAAGUGUCAGAAGCGACGCGACGACGAGGCGAAGAACCCGGGGGGGGGCAAGGCGGGAAACGGCGGUCUCAACAAAAACGGCCUCCCGCGCGAACCGAAGGAGCGCAAGAACGAGUCGAACGCGUACAUCUCCGGCGCGGUGUCCGUGCGGUACGCGAACCAGGUCAUCACCGCGGAGCUGAACGACGCGACGCAGACGUGCGUCGCGGAGCUGAAGCGAUUCCAGGACCGUCUGUACUUUAAGGAUCCGAUCAAAGCCAAGAUGCGACGACGGCUCGUGUUCGGCUUGCGCGAGGUCACGAAGGGCGUCCAGCUCGAGAAGGCGAAGUGCGUCAUCGUCGCGCCGAACAUCGAAGAAACGGACCAGGCUGGGGGGUUAGACGACGUCAUCGGCACCAUCUUAGAGGAAGCGACGAACAACGGCACGCCCGUGGUGUUCGCGUUGACGAGGAACCGAUUGGGUAAAAUCGUCGGCGGCGCGCGCGUCCGCGUCUCCGCGCUCGCCGUGUUGGACUACUCCGGCGCGGAGGACAUGUUCCACGGCAUGAUCAAGACCGCGGCGGCGUGCAGAGCGGAGUAUAAGAGACGGGAGGAAGCGAUAGCGCGAGGCGAGGAUCCGGACGCGGGGAGAGCGGAGGCUUUGGCGGCGGCGGCGGCGGCGGCGGCGGCGGCGGCGGCGGCGGCGGAACCGCCUCCGCCGCCGGCGGCGCCGCGUCUGAGCGCGAACGCGGCGCUGUUCGUCCCGCGGUUCCUGGCGACGACGAAGAACGCGGAAGCAUGA